Molecule: messenger RNA, 3357 nt
Organism: Bacillus rossius redtenbacheri
Lineage: Eukaryota; Metazoa; Arthropoda; Insecta; Phasmatodea; Bacillidae
Gene: Trs23
Product: trafficking protein particle complex subunit 4
Exons: 3
Coding region: 158-811 (217 amino acids)
Biological process (GO): endoplasmic reticulum to Golgi vesicle-mediated transport
Cellular component (GO): TRAPP complex
Source: RefSeq, a predicted model, not a curated record
GAAAAAUAAAUAUCAGCUGUUUAUUAAAAGAUGUGUUUGUGAAGUGUCUUUAAAACUAGAGGUUAAGGUUCGGGACAUACUGUAUGGCUCACCUCAAACAGCAGCAGUAUAUUUGACGUUUCUCUGAAUAAAGCAAAACCGCAGUUAAAACCUAAAUAUGGUUAUUUAUGGAGUGUAUAUAGUUUCUAAGUCUGGAGGAUUGAUAUUCAAUCAUGAAAAUAAUGUGCCGAAAAUUGAAACUGAGAAAACAUUCAGCUAUCCACUUAAUAUAAAACUUAAUUAUGAAAAUAAGAAAAUUGUAGUAGAUUUUGGUCAAAGAGAUGGAAUAAUGGUGGGCCACGUGCUGCUGGCGCUGAACGGCGUCCCGGUGACCGGGCGUCAGAUGGACGACGGCCGGGACGUGCUCCAGGUGCUGGACGACCCCGAGAGCUUCCCGCUCGACCUCAAGUUCGGGCGGCCCCGCAUGACCACCAACGAGAAGAUCUUCCUGGCGAGCAUGUUCUACCCGCUGUUUGCCAUCGCGAGCCAGCUCAGCCCUGAGCCGCGCAGCUCGGGGAUCGAGGUGUUGGAGGCUGACACCUUCCGGCUGCACUGCUUCCAGACGCUCACCGGGGUCAAGUUCAUGGUGGUGGCGGAGCCGAACCAGGGCGGCCUGGAGACGCUGCUGAGGAAGAUAUACGAGCUGUACGCCGACUACGCCCUGAAGAACCCCUUCUACUCGCUGGAGAUGCCCAUCCGCUGCGAGCUGUUCGACUCGCACCUGCAGCAGCUGCUGGAGCACGUGGAGAGGACGGGCGUGACGUACGUGUGACCGCUGUCGCGCCCUCACAUUCCCUCCAAGCUGGAGUACAGUGCUGUUUCACUUAUCUGAGUUUCUGUUUGUUUAUUAAAUUUUGCUAACCUACUUGUGAAAGGUUAUGUCUGUAGCAACCUAUGCUCUUGACAAAAAUGCAGUGUACUAAUUCUGUGUAUUUUCUAGUGAUGUGUACAAAUUUUAUAUACAUUUAUUUAUUUAUUUAUAUAAAUUUUCAAGUUUGCUUAAACAAUUUUUGAAAAUAUUUUUAUUUGUUUUCCAAAUAUUAGUUACAGUUUUAUAGGUUCAGUAUUGUGAAAACAUUUCUUUUUUAAAUUUAUAUAUAUUUUUACCAAGAAAUAAAAUUGCAUAUUGUAUCAAUGCGCUAUAUUUAAAAUAAAAAUGGGGAUUUUUUUUUUUUUUUUUUUUUCAUUUUUGAAAUACAUCCAGGCAUUAAGAAAUAGCAAAUGAUGUUUCAGUUGCUAUAGAUGGGAGCUUUUUUUUUUUACUUAUAAUGCUUAGGUAAUUGUAUAGUUUUUUAAUUUUUAAAUUAUCAUGAACCAAAAUGUCUCCAAAACUUUAGGAAAAAGAAAUGUGAUACUAAAAAUACAAAGUAUAAAAUGCAAAUCAGACCAUUGGAUUAUUUGUUUUUAACGAUCCCUGACUAUUUAAAGGUUGGCAUUGCUGCUUUAGAGGUUUAUCUCUGUUCUCCAGUAUACGAACAAGGUGAGAAGUUUAAAAUGCCUCAGACUGGUCACAUGGUCUACCUGCCAUAAAGGGACAAAAGAAGUGCUUGAGUUUAGCAAUGAAGUCAGUUUUGUAUAUUUUUGUGGUACAAUGAAAGUAAAUGGUUACAAAAAAUUUUUGAUUUAAUUAUUAAUUUUAGUAAAUUUGGAGAGUACUAAAUUAUAUCUCACAAAUAUUCAGUUCAAAAUUUGUAAUAAUUUAAUAAUCAAAAAAUAAUAAAGUAUCUUGAGUAUGGUUUAGUAAGUUUAAUUCUUAGGUAGUUCAGAUACUUUUCAUAAUGAGUUUCAUUUGUACUUUGAGAUAUAAUUUGGCUAUUUUAAAAAUACACACUAAAACAAAGAUGGUAGAAAAUAUGUAAUGUAGCACUCUUUUACUUAAAUAUUUUUAAGGUUUUGGUAAAUCACACUUUCCAGCUUUACUGCAUUGUGGUCACUGCAAUUCUGUGUUAUUGAACUUUCGACAUUGUAGUGCAAUCCUGUCGUGCAAGAUUGUAGUAUUUAACUUUCUUAGGAGAGGAUGUAUUGAAUGUAACAGUGUUAGUACUUUGUAUCAUUAAUGUACAAAUUAAGUGGCUUAUACAAGAAAAGCAUCUUUUGGGGGCCUGUCAAGAUAGAAUUGAAACUUCUAUUCAUAAUUUAAAUUUAAAUGUUCAUAAUAAGUUUAAUGUUGUCUGCUCGAAUAAUGAAGGUAUUUAAACUUUUGUAAAUAAAAUUAAGAAUUAAAGCAGCCAAGAAAAUAUUUAGCGCACCCUUUAAAACUUCUAUGUGCUUUCUGCUAGCAUACAAACGUGAUAUUGAUAAGCAUUUGCAGCCAACCCUAGCUUUAUCUUCCAAAUUGAGGAAAUGGUUGGCUUCAACUAGACUCAACCCUUCUUUCGUAAAAAAAAUUGACUGCUUUUUUCAAUGCCAAAUGCCAAGAGCAACCUCGGUGUCGGUGUCCAAAAAAAAAAAAAUGUGUGUAGGGUUCACACCCCUUCACCACUUUUUUUUACCCCUUCUCAGCUCACAUUUCCUUCAUUGGAACCUAAACAUUAAACCCCAUCGCAAAUGCACACUCAGUAAGCUGUACUGCCCACUCUACCACCACUAUGAUUUUACAAAUGUAAUCACUCCCAUCCAUCAUCCAACCACCUAAUAAUAGCAGUAAACCGUUCUUGCCCUUUCCUUCAGACCAUUUACCACCCUUUUCUACCUACCUAAUUAUGUAUGUAUCUUACCUACACAGCCACCACAGCCAUUCGCACUUCCUCCCAACAAUUUCUUGCUCUUGUUUUCAUCAUUUUAAACCACCCCAGAAACUCGCCAGUCACCGUCACUAAAUACCACCUUUAUCCCAACAUCAAUCAAUGUGCACCCUACAAAGCCACCCUCAACCAUCCAACCCCCUUAGGUCAGGCCCACCAACUUACCGCUCCUCAAGGGUACGAGUAUCAGUUCUAUGAAAAAAUUACACUGCCAUUACGGAAUGGCGGGCGAGUCGUUAUCAACUGCUGAAUCAUUGUAUUGAUAGGAACUUCCAGCUUGCCUUCACACGUCAACUGUCGUUAAAUGGCAAUAGUUACUCGCAGUUGCUCUCCCCAUCAGUCGCCCAGAAAUCGCCCGCCACCGCCGUCAAAUGUUGUUCACUUCAGUCAAGUGAGAGCGUUCACACAGGCAACUGUAUCUCAUCAACUUUCCUAAUUAUUUUAACGUAAAACUUGUAUGCUGCGUUUGAUACCAAGACAUUCAUUGAGUUGGUUCAUGAGCGACCAGCCCUGCGCAAAAUGUCUAAUGUUGAUUACGCUAAUAAACUUGUGAAAAUAAAUAUGUCGUACAAAA